This is a messenger RNA of Danio aesculapii, 2001 nucleotides long. It is a transcript of the gene nr2f1b, whose product is annotated as nuclear receptor subfamily 2, group F, member 1b. The transcript is spliced from 3 exons. Lineage: Eukaryota; Metazoa; Chordata; Actinopteri; Cypriniformes; Danionidae. Gene Ontology annotation, molecular function: nuclear receptor activity; RNA polymerase II cis-regulatory region sequence-specific DNA binding; zinc ion binding. The record is from RefSeq and is a predicted model, not a curated record. Gene Ontology annotation, biological process: cell differentiation; positive regulation of transcription by RNA polymerase II; negative regulation of transcription by RNA polymerase II. Bases 228 to 1412 code for a protein of 394 amino acids.
ACGGAUCCUCCAAAUAAGGCUGGUAUAGUCAGAAAUCCUCCAUUCAUGCUCAUGUCAAUCAUGCCGACAACGCGGUAUCUGUGCUCCCAUCGGAUCUGAUUCAUCUGGGGUUUCCGAUAGUCCCUUUUACGCACGGAGUUGCUUAAAUCGCGUGUUUUUGGAAAUGCGUGGAUGAAACCGGCUUUCUUGGUUAGUUCUGGGGAAAAAACGCGUAAACGAUUCCAGCUAUGGCUAUGGUGGUGAGCGUGUGGAGAGAUCCGCAGGAGGAGCUGGCAGCGGUGGAUGAUCAGAGCGCAGCCGGGAGAGAGCACCUCCAGCACCGGCUGAGCUCCGCCGCGCACUCGCCGAACUCCGCGGAGGAAAAAGCGCAGAUCGCAGCGCAAAACCAGCAGCACAUCGAGUGUGUGGUGUGCGGGGAUAAAUCCAGCGGGAAGCACUACGGACAGUUCACCUGUGAGGGAUGCAAAAGUUUCUUCAAGCGGAGUGUUCGGCGGAAUUUAUCGUACACGUGCCGCGCCAACAGAAGCUGCCCGGUGGAUCAGCACCACCGGAACCAGUGCCAGUACUGCCGCCUGAAGAAGUGCCUGAAAGUAGGCAUGAGACGCGAAGCGGUUCAGCGAGGCAGAAUGCCGCCGAACCAGCCGAACCCGAGCCAUUACGCGCUGACCAACGGAGAUCACCUGAACGGCCAGUGCUAUUUAUCCGGAUACAUAUCGCUUCUCCUCCGGGCCGAGCCCUAUCCAGCCUCUAGAUACGGCAACCAGUGCAUGCAGUCCGGCAACAUCAUGGGCAUAGAGAACAUCUGCGAGCUGGCGGCCCGUCUGCUGUUCAGCGCGGUGGAGUGGGCCAGGAACAUCCCUUUCUUCCCCGAUUUGCAAAUCACGGAUCAAGUGUCUCUGCUCAGACUCACCUGGAGCGAGUUGUUUGUCCUGAACGCCGCGCAGAGCUCCAUGCCGCUGCACGUGGCUCCUCUGCUGGCCGCCGCUGGCCUGCACGCGUCGCCGAUGUCCGCGGACCGAGUCGUGGCCUUCAUGGAUCAUAUUCGCUUCUUCCAGGAGCAGGUGGAGAAACUGAAGGCCCUGCAGGUGGACUCUGCCGAAUACAGCUGUGCCAAAGCCAUAGUGCUGUUCACCUCAGAUGCAUGCGGCCUUUCAGACGUCCCGCAUAUUGAGGGUCUCCAGGAGAAAUCUCAGUGUGCCCUGGAGGAGUAUGUGCGGAGUCAGUACCCGAACCAGCCCACCCGCUUCGGCAAACUGCUGCUCCGGCUCCCGGCGCUCCGCAUGGUCUCCUCCUCCGUCAUUGAACAGCUUUUCUUCGUUCGGCUGGUGGGAAAAACACCCAUUGAGACGCUCAUCAGGGAUAUGCUGCUAUCUGGGAGUAGUUUCAACUGGCCCUACAUGCCUAUUCAAUAACAUUUGGUCAGCAUUUACAGACUCUAAAGAAAAGUAAACAGGCAAGGACGACGCGUCUCUCUUAACGCCACACUGUAAAAAAUAUCUACGGUUUCCGUAUUUUAAGUGUUUAUUGCAUUAUAUGGGGUCAAAUUGGAUCUCUGCUCUCCAAGCAAGCAUUUUUUUGUUUUUAAAAGAUGUCUAAUAUACGUCUAAACAUAGUCGUCCUGGGUAAAACAAAGGUAGCCUAAAUUUGGGUUGUCAGACGUCCAAUAGACGUCCAAGAAUAGGCCAAAACUAGUCAUCACAUAAACAGAAAUAUUCACUUCACAUAUAAAGUCUGUCUAAUCUGUCUAUUUGACGACUAGUCUAGUUUUGGACUAUUCUUAGAUGUCUCUUAGAUUUUCACCGUCUAUUAGACGUCUGUUAAACACAAAAUGGUUUGCUGGGAUUUUUUAUGUUGAAAAUUAAACUCUACCGUUUAACAAAGUGACUUUAUUGACAUUUUAGUAGUUUGAAAAAUAUGUACAAGUAAUACAUAGAGAAAUAAGUCUGUAAAAUGACAUAAAAUGUAGGCUACUGGCAGUUUAUUAUAAGGUUUUUAGCGUAA